AUGCCUUUAGCAAAAAGUAUUCUUCAUCCAUCUGCUGUAGAAGACUUACGUAGCCACAAAUUGAAGCGGCUUGUACCUCGUCCAAAUUCAUAUUUUAUGGAUAUCAAGUGUCCAGGUUGCUACAAGAUUAAAACCGUUUUUAGUCAUGUUCAAGAUAGAGUGAGAUGUGACGGUUGUCUAAUAGUACUUUGCAGACCAACUGGAGGCAAAGGAAAAUUGUCCGAUGGAUGUUCAUAUCGAAAAAAACACUAA
Messenger RNA from Macrosiphum euphorbiae (potato aphid), 252 nucleotides. The record is from the annotation of a GenBank genome assembly. NCBI's taxonomy places the organism in Eukaryota, Metazoa, Arthropoda, Insecta, Hemiptera, Aphididae.